AUGGCGGAGGCAGCCAACAAAUCCUCUCUGGCGAGCACGAUUUUCCCCUGGAGUAGAAGCAGCACACCUCCGCCCAAGUCACCUCUCCAGAAGCCCAAGGACAAAUCUCCAGCUCUCAAGCAGUCUAGUGGGCUCGACCACACCAUUAAUCUGGGACCUCGCAAUCUGCCGAAAUACCCCAAGGACUGUCCUCCUCUAAAAGCUCGGUGGCAUUAUGCCGUUGACGUGCCAAAGCGGAAGCCAUUUGCACCGGAGCCAUCAGCCGAAGACAAGUCCAAACCACCGCCAGUCCCGAAAAGGUUGGUUGCUUUCUCAGCCACGGAUUCGAUCAACAUCGAAAAGGCGUAUCAGACUCUUGUGCAGAAGAGUCAAAGCAGAGGCGGAAGCGCUGAGCCGGCGACGAGUACCAAGGUACCAGUGAACGAGGAUUACCUGUACGACGUCGACAUUGAGAAACGGGAGCUGCUGCCCGCGUAUUGGCUUGGCCCGGUGUACGAAGUACGAAGAGGUACUUGGUUCUACGCAGAAAAUCCCCUAAGACCAUGCGACGAGAAUCUAGCCCACCAGCUUGAGGAAGGCUACUUGAAACUGAGUCCUUGGAGGCGAAUCAACCUGCAAUCCCCGCGUGCAGCUUCACAACCUAGAGCGCGACCGAAAUCCGAAAUUAUAGAGAGCUCGUCAGCUCGGUCCUCGGCCCAGGCGCCCCCGUCGCAGGACGAUAUCCAAACUACCAGCCCCAACACGUAUCGACUCUUUGGGACCCAUAUGAACACGACAGUGACAUACCAAGACGAUACAGUCGCAUAUCUGACCACCGACGACUUUCUCUCUCGAGUGAGCAGCACAGUUUACGGAAGAUUUGUCGGCUAUGGGGGCACUAAAGUUGUUCGCGGCUGGGUAGAGAGAUUGGGCGACCCCCCGAAAGCCGAGCAGAAAGACGGCGAAUCUGCCGCCACGAAGGACAAACGCAAGUCCGCCAAAGUGCCCUCGGAAGCCGAAGCCGACCCUGGCCAGGACAAGCUCCAAGCAAAGAAGAAGGACGAUACGGAGAGACCACGACGUACGGCACUUGAGCGACAAAUCUCCUCCCUGGCUGGUCUCCCUAAAGCUGACGAAUUCAACGAAAUUGGCGAGGAGGAAGAGGCCCGAGAGCAAGAAGAACGUGAGAUGGAAGACGCCCGAGAGAAAGACGGAGAAGACCAGGCAAGACAGAUUGAUCACUUAGUUCUUGUGACCCAUGGGAUUGGCCAGCGGCUAGGUUUGCGUCUUGACAGCAUCAACUUCAUUCAUGAUGUCAAUAUGCUCCGCAAGACGAUGAAGGCCGUGUAUGAGUCGGCUCCUGACCUACAGGCUUUAAGUGGUGACCCAAAGAACUGCAGAGUACAGGUGCUCCCCAUCUGCUGGCGACACAGACUAGAUUUCCCGAAGCAAAGUCUCAAGCAGAACCGUCAGGAAUUUGACAUUGGCGAUGCUGACACUCUCUUCGAAGAUCAAUACCCCUCGCUGCAGGAUAUCACGGUGGAAGGCGUCCCGGCGGUGCGGAACCUGAUCACUGAUCUGGCGUUGGACGUGCUCCUCUACCAAAGUGCUUACAGAGAGCACAUUGCUUCGAUCGUGCAGCAAGAAUCAAAUCGAGUCUACCAGCUGUUCAAACAACGAACAGGCUUCUCGGGGAAGGUGAGCUUCUGUGGCCACUCGCUGGGUAGCGCCAUUUGCUUCGAUAUCCUUUGCAGACAGGAAGACGAACUGAAAACGCGUCCGAGACGAGUGUCGAGCAAGACAUCGCGCGAGCUCGGCAUCGAGACAAAAGACCUCAAACUCGACUUUGACGUUGAGAACUUCUUCGCUCUUGGCUCGCCCGUCGGCCUCUUUCAGAUGCUCAAGGGCAGAACGAUCGCUGCCCGACCGUCUCACGGAGCCAGCGCUUUCGGGGCCACGGUAGUACCUACAUCACCGUUUGAUCCAGAUCCAAUGAAGAACGACCCAUUCGAUAAUCCCUCUUUGAAGCUUAAUGCCGCCUACAGUCCGACAGAUCUCAUACCAAUCACGACUUCCUCGCCGAAAUGCAGCGAACUGUUCAACAUCUUCCACCCUACUGAUCCUAUAGCCUACCGCCUGGAGCCGCUCAUCUCGCCCGCCAUGGCACAGCUCAAGUCUCAGCCGAUCCCAUACACCAAGAAGAAUCUCUUUGCUGCCCCAGGUAUCUCCAAUAUCUCGGAGCGAGUAGGUCAGCAGAUUAUGUCGAGCUGGUACAACCUCACCUCUGGUGUUGCGUCUACCCUGAUCAACAGAAGCCUGGGCAUCACUGGUGAAGAGCAGGCUUUGGCACAGGACAAGGCCAAAAUCGGAGACGCAGCCAAACAGGGAACUCAACCCACAGUCGACACGAACUUGCCUGUUGCGGACGAAAAAAGACAGCAAGAACUGGCCGACGCGGCUAAAAUGUCCCCAUCGACGGAACAAGCACCUACGCUGAUUGAUUCUGAGCUUGAGACCCUGUAUUCUGGAUUUCAAAAACGUCAAGCUGCCACCGAAGGUCCCGAUGCCGAAGCUCAAGCUCGUAGCUCGACCGAGUACAGACAGUCCCAGGAACGAGCACGCAGACUCCGGCGCGAAGAGGCCAAAGUCCGUGCGCUCAACAGCAAUGGCAGAGUCGACUACCACAUCCAAGAGGGCAUGUUCGAUGUGUCUCUGCUAGCCAGUAUUGCGAGUCACUUGAGCUAUUGGGCGGAUGAAGAUGUCAAUCACUUCAUGAUGGGGCAAAUGCUCAGGAACAGGGACAAAUCGCAGCGAAAUCCUCGAGGAGCGGAUGAGGCAUGGUGA
Molecule: messenger RNA, 2823 nt
Organism: Cladophialophora carrionii CBS 160.54
Lineage: Eukaryota; Fungi; Ascomycota; Eurotiomycetes; Chaetothyriales; Herpotrichiellaceae
Exons: 1
Coding region: 1-2823 (940 amino acids)
Cellular component (GO): cytoplasm
Molecular function (GO): glycerophospholipase activity; metal ion binding
Source: RefSeq, a predicted model, not a curated record